Papilio polytes (common Mormon) is the source of this 2405-nucleotide messenger RNA. RefSeq names its product elongation factor G, mitochondrial (gene mEFG1). The transcript is spliced from 11 exons. The coding region runs from base 110 to 2347 and encodes 745 amino acids. Gene Ontology annotation, cellular component: mitochondrion. Gene Ontology annotation, molecular function: GTPase activity; translation elongation factor activity; GTP binding. Lineage: Eukaryota; Metazoa; Arthropoda; Insecta; Lepidoptera; Papilionidae. Gene Ontology annotation, biological process: mitochondrial translational elongation. The record is from RefSeq and is a predicted model, not a curated record.
CAUUGACAUUUGGCCAUGGCAACCGUAUUUAAAAUCGAGCAUAACCUAUAAUUUUGCGCUGUGCAGGCUAUUUCAUGAUCGAUUAAUAUAAAGUAAUAAUACAAUUAAAAUGACACUAAUAAAUUUAUAUCGGAUAGCAAAUCUACCGAAGGUUUUGAAGAUCCUAAAUGUCUGCCAAACACAGCCAUAUUCCUCCCAUGUAAAAUUUGCUGAGCAUAAAGCUUUGGAGAAAAUAAGAAAUAUUGGUAUCUCAGCUCACAUAGACUCUGGUAAGACAACUCUUACAGAGAGGAUAUUGUUUUACACAGGUCGGAUUGAUGCUAUGCAUGAGGUAAAAGGUAAAGACAAUGUUGGUGCGGUUAUGGAUUCAAUGGAAUUAGAACGUCAAAGAGGCAUAACUAUUCAAUCUGCUGCUACAUACACAAUUUGGAAAGACCAUAAUAUCAAUAUUAUUGAUACACCUGGCCACGUAGACUUUACAGUUGAAGUGGAAAGAGCUUUACGUGUGUUAGAUGGUGCAGUUUUAGUACUAUGUGCUGUAGGAGGAGUACAAAGUCAGACGUUAACGGUGAAUAGACAAAUGAAACGCUAUAAUGUACCUUGUCUUGCUUUUAUUAACAAGCUGGAUAGGUUAAGUGCGAAUCCAUCAAGAGUAUUAAAACAGAUGCGCUCAAAGCUGAAUCAUAAUGCAGCCUUUCUUCACUUACCUAUUGGUUUAGAAAAAGAAUGUCAAGGUAUAUUAGACCUUGUGCAAGAGAAAGCGAUGUAUUUUGAUGGUGAUUAUGGUGAGAAAGUCCGUUUGGAUGAGAUACCACAAGACAGGAGGGCAGAAGUUCAAGAGAAACGUCACGAAUUAAUUGAGCAUUUGUCAAAUGUGGACGAAAAAUUGGGUGAAAUGUUUUUAGAAGAAAAAACACCUACCAUAGAUGAAUUGAAACAGGCAAUCCGUAGGGCUACAUUAAAACGUGUAUUUACACCAGUACUUCUAGGUACAGCGUUAAAAAACAAAGGUGUACAACCAUUACUGGAUGCGGUACUUGAAUAUUUGCCACAUCCAGGUGAAGUUGAGAACACAGCUAUAUUGAAUGAGAAAAAGAAUUCCGAAGGACAAAAUAUAUUACUGGAUCCCAGUAGAAAUGAUAAGAAACCAUUUGUCGGUUUAGCUUUUAAGUUGGAAUUGAGUAAAUUUGGACAAUUAACUUAUUUAAGAUGUUACCAGGGUAUGUUGAAACGUGGAGAUAAUAUUUUCAAUGCUAGGACUGGGAAAAAGGUGAAAGUGUCUCGUUUAGUACGUAUGCAUUCCAACAAUAUGGAGGAGGUGAACGAAGUGCUAGCAGGCGAUAUAUUCGCGUUGUUCGGUGUCGAUUGCGCGUCAGGUGACACGUUCGUGAAUGAUGGCAAAUUAAACCUGUCAUUGGAAUCGAUACAUGUCCCCGAUCCUGUCGUCUCUAUGUCAAUUAAACCAAAGAAUAAUAAGGACAGAGAUAACUUCUCGAAAGCGGUAGCGAGGUUUACUAAAGAAGAUCCAACAUUCCAUUUUCGCUAUGACGGCGACAACAAGGAGACGAUAGUUUCGGGUAUGGGCGAGCUGCAUUUAGAGAUAUACGCUCAGAGAAUGGAAAGAGAAUACAAUUGUCCAGUCGAGUUGGGAAAACCUAAAGUUGCCUUCAGGGAAACUAUGAUGUCUCCGUGUGAGUUUGAUUAUUUGCACAAGAAGCAGUCUGGCGGCGCGGGGCAGUACGCGCGCGUCAGCGGCGUCAUGGAGCCUCUACCUCCGCAACAGAACACUAUGUUAGAAUUCGUGGAUGAGACGAUAGGUACGAACGUCCCGAAGCCGUUCGUGCCGGGCGUGCAGCGCGGCUUCAUCGACACCUGCCAGAAGGGCUACCUCUCCGGACACAAGAUAUCCGGCGUCAAGUUCCGCCUGCAAGACGGCGCUCACCACAUCGUGGACUCCAGCGAACUCGCCUUCUUCCUCGCCGCUAAGGGGGCGGUUAAAGAUGUAUUCGACAACGGCAGCUGGCAGAUCUUGGAACCUAUAAUGUUUGUGGAGGUGACGACGCCCGAGGAGUCGCACGGCACGGUGAUCGGGCAGCUGAACAAGCGCGGCGGCAUCAUCACCGGCACCGAGGGCUCGGAGGGCUGGACCACGAUAUACGCUGAAGUACCACUCAACAAUAUGUUCGGAUAUGCUGGAGAAUUGAGAUCAAUGACGCAAGGCAAAGGCGAGUUCAGUAUGGAGUACAGUCGGUACUCGCCGUGCUUGCCCGACGUGCAAGAGAACCUCAUCAGGAAAUACCAGGUGGAGAUGGGCAUAUUGCCCGACCAGAAGAAGAAGAAGAAUUAAAUCCGCCUAUUUAUAAUUUUAUUUAUUAAUAAUUCUAAGUGUAUAGAUCGAAUGUGAA